GGCGUUGUUCCGCUCCGGCCCGCCUCCGGCCUCCAAAUUUGGUCAAACAGGCACAGAUUGUCCAUCGCGACAGUCACCACGAUUGUUGAUUCACGGCCUUGCAUUCACGCGUGACGCCAGCAGGAAUGGCCACCUCUUUCUAUUGAUGGCGAAUUAGGUCGCGUUGUCUCUUUUUGCCGUCUGGGCUGCCUCACCUUUCUCAAGUCUGACCUCUCUUUUCUGGACCUAUCUUCCCCCCGGACUAGCCUCGUCAUCCCCGAUGGCUGUCGCAGAUCAGCCUUCGGGCUUGAUGGAUAUCGCCAGCUCUCUUACCCAAGAUGACAUCCCGUUCAAGCUGCGAUGCGCCAUCUGCAAUAAGCUUGCCGUCAACGCCUUCCGCCUUCCCUGCUGCGACCAAGCCAUUUGCGAAACAUGCCAGGCUGCACUCCCCGAGACGUGCCCGGUUUGCGCGCACACCCCUAUCUCAUCCGAUCUCUGCAAGCCGAACAAGGCCCUCCGGACGACCUUGAAGGCAUUUCUGCGUACUGAAGAGAAGAAGCGCGAAAAGGAACGACAGUCGGCGACUCCCGCGACUCCCGCCACUACCAAUGGUGCAACGACCGCGGAUGGUACUCCUAUCCAACAGGAGACGCCUGCCGUGUCCAGUGUCCCCGAAGUCCCAGCUGCAGAAGGAGUUUCCGCACCAGACUAUCCUGUCGAUGCUCCAUUGGAGGAACCCCCUAUCGCCGCGGACGUCGGAGACCAAAAUGCGGAGAACGCACCGGGUGCCAGUGACGAAGCCCCCACGGAGGGCCAGGUUCAGGAUGAUCAGUCAGCAACUGUUCCGGCCGACACGCAGGGGACCGUGGCGGAUGCACAACAGGACGGAACUGGCGAAGGCGAACCAGCCGAUGAAGCCAAGGCCGAUCAAGGCAAUGACGAAGAAGCACCCCAAGGCUCCGAAUCAGGAUCGAUGUUCCCCAACGGCAUGGGCUUCGGCAUGGGCACCGGGAUGUUUCCCAACAUGGCUUGGAACAACACCGGGGGUUUUAACCCCAUGGCCCAGUUCAUGAACAACGGAAUGUUCAAUUUCCCCAAUGCUAUGGGCAUGCCUGGCAUGGCGAUGGACCCGAUGGCCGCGAAUCAGGGUAUGUUUGGAGGCUACGGGAUGAACAUGAAUGGCAUGAACAUGGGAAUGAAUUUCGACGCGGGUCAGGGGAUGUACGGGGGAUGGGACUCACAGAACAAUAUGUGGAAUGGAGGCCAAGAUAAAUUCAAUCCAAAUGCUUUCGCAAAUGGUAUGGGCUCGCAGUAUGGGGGCCCCUCUGGAUUUGGCGGAUAUAAUAUGUCUCAACCCAACGGAGUUCAUGCUCAAAUGCAGCAGCCGCAGUUCCCUAGCCAAGAUUAUCAGAAUGGCUCUUAUGCCGGCCAUGGCAGAGGCGCUUUCCGGGGCCGGGGGCGUGGUGGUGUCUUCCCCGGUGGUCGUGGGCGCGGUGGAUUUGGGGGGCAGAUGCAAGCCAAUCAUCCUGCUAAUGCUAACGAGUCAGACCUUCCAUCCCAUAAUUCUCCUAGUGAUGGCCUGGAAGGUGUAUCUGCUGAGAUGUCGGGAGAGCUCAGUACCGAUGCCAACAAGGAAGUCACCGAUGAGAAUGCCCCUAGCGGCGAGGUGGCGUCCGCUCAAGAUCCUUCCGCGACAGAAGCUCCUGCUGAGAACUUGGCUGAGACCGGGGAAUCUGACCCCAUCCAUAGAGACCACGCACAGGAGCUUCCCGAUCAGGACGAAUCCCAGCUUCGUGGGAUCCCGACCAUUGAUAGUCUAGACCAAGUCCACGCCGUCCAAGGUAUGCCGAUGGGCCCGAUGGGUAUGCCGGGUCCCAUGGGUCCAGGCUUUGGCCGAGGUGGCUACAUGCGCGGUCCCUUCGCCGGUGGACGUCCGGGUGGCUUCAACGGUCCACCAUUCAUGGGCGGUCCCACCAUGUAUCCCGAGCCCAGGGGACAGGGCGUUGAAGGUGCGCCAGCGGCUCCCAGGGCGAUGAGAGAGGGACUUCCCAAUACCAGCGUUCUCCGGCAACGGAACUUCCAGGGUCCAGGACGAUCAUCGGCACCCCCCGUGAGACCCAAUGAAGCCUCGCACAGUGUGACUCCAACUCCAGGACAGGAGGAUCAGCUGCCGCGGUCCACCUCCAGGUCCAAAUCGAGAGCCGGAUCGGCAUCAAGAUCGAGGUCCCGAUCCCGCUCUCCGGCUCCAUCGCGCUCAGACAGUCGCCGCCAGUACCGUCAACGCUCCAUGAGUGCCAACCGUGGGGCCGAUGAACCCGAGCGUAGGCGAGACCGGCCGAGGAGGCCUCGUCGAGAGGACAAGUACGAAGAGCCGUCCGUUGCGGCGGAAGACACCCAUCGUACGCGCUCUCCGUCUCUCGAGUCUCGACGCUCCACUCACCGUCGUGACCGAGAGCGGGACAGACGCGGUGGUCGCCGAUCCCAUCGUUCGCGUCGUCACCGCAGCUGGAGUCGCAGCCCGAGUCGAAAUGGCGAAGCUCCUGAACCCGAUCGUCUGUCGUUGAUCCCCGAAGAAAACGGGCCCAGCUCUCGACCCAAACCCAGUGACAGUUACCGUGCUGGCAAGGACCGCUCCAGCCGGCGCGAUGAUGACCGUGAUCGCGAUCGAGAUUCUCGUCGUCGUGACCGCGAUCGGGAUCGUGAUCGCUACCGGGAGCGGGAGCGGGAGCGUGAGCGAGACCGAGACAGGGACCGUGAGAGAGAGCGCGAUCGAGAUCGCCCCCGGGAGCGAGACCGGAAACGCUCCCGCCGAGACCGCUCCGAGUCCCCCGUGAAUAGCGAAUAUUCCUCCCGCCAUUCCCGCCGCGCCAAGCGGGACCGCGACGAGGAGAAACCAGCAGCAGCAACAGCAACAGCAACAGCAACAGCAGACCCUGAAAAGGACCCUCACACUCUGGAGCGGGAAGCGCGCAACCGCGAGCGUAUGCUCAAGGAACAACAGCGCCGGGAGGCCAUGCACGCAGACCGCGAUGGCGGCAAGUCGUCCCGCAAACGCGACGGCCGUGCAUUGGCGGGUGGCCGCCGUUUCAGCUACAAGUACGAAGAUGAAGAGAACGAUGAUACUCGAGCUGCUCGAGUCGAGAAGGAGCGCGAGGCCGGCCGAUGGAAGUAAUCUUCUUCCUACUACCUACCUCUAUCCCAUCCUAUCUUCCCUCCUCUACCUUCUCUUCACUACCCCUACUCAUCCCCUCCAUCGGUACCCCAUCCCAUACACCACACAACAAACAGCAUACCACCAACACCCCCAUCCCUCCCUCUACUUAUCUC
Messenger RNA from Aspergillus ibericus CBS 121593, 3306 nucleotides. RefSeq lists its product as uncharacterized. The transcript has 6 exons. Bases 260 to 3151 code for a protein of 963 amino acids. The record is from RefSeq and is a predicted model, not a curated record. NCBI's taxonomy places the organism in Eukaryota, Fungi, Ascomycota, Eurotiomycetes, Eurotiales, Aspergillaceae.